CCACAAAAACUCUUCUUGGGAACAUUUUGGGGUCAUACCUAAUGCAGAGCAUCCUACUCUCCCCAUCGUGGCGCUGAGCAUCUCAGUUGUGACAGCAGACGCUGAUAACGCUUUGUGAGAUGUUUGCAGUGGGGAAAUUUCCCCUCUAGAUGGCAGAGAUGACAGCAGCAAUAAGGCAGGGGCCCACGCUGCGGAGCAGCAUAACGCGGAGGUGCGCGGCGCUCUCCCCAGUGCGGAGGUCCCCAUCCAUCGUGUGGGACCUGCCCAGCUGCCACCAGAUGGACGUGCCCAGCAGCGUGCCCAGCCGGCCCGACAGCCCCACGGUGCCCAGAGCUGGGCUGCCAGCCCCGAGCAGAGCCUGCAGGAGAGGACUGCGAGGGGAGUGCUGCGUGCAGGCUGCUGCCACCUCACCCUGAGGCACCAACCCGGAGCUCCACAGCGAGCAGGGCUGCGGGCAGCUGAGCAGCAGGGAUUUACCCCCCAGGGCUGCGGUUAUGCGGUGAGGAUCCGCAUCUUUUUUCCUGGCUGUGAAAGGUUAUAACUGAGUAGCCCUUAUGACCAACAUGAGCUGGAGCUUUCUCACCCGCCUGCUAGAAGAGAUCCACAACCAUUCCACCUUCGUGGGGAAGGUCUGGCUCACCGUGCUCAUCGUCUUCCGCAUCGUCCUGACGGCGGUCGGUGGAGAAUCCAUCUACUCUGAUGAGCAAAGCAAGUUCACUUGCAACACCAAGCAGCCCGGCUGCGACAACGUCUGUUACGAUGCCUUCGCCCCGCUGUCACACGUUAGGUUUUGGGUCUUCCAGAUCAUCAUGAUAUCCACACCUUCAGUCAUGUACCUGGGCUACGCCAUCCACCGGAUCGCCCGGUCAGCGGAGGAGGAGAAGAAGUUCAAGGGCUUCAAGAAGAAGAAGCAGUUUGCUUUGAACUGGCAGGCGGUGCGCAACAUGGAGGACGCGAUGGAGGCGGAUGAAGAGGAGCCCAUGAUCUCCGACGACGCAGCAGAAAAUGAGAAAGCCAAAGCCAAGCCCAAGAGCAAAGAGCAGCAAAAGCACGAUGGGAGGAGGCGAAUCCAGCAGGAAGGACUGAUGAAAAUCUACGUCUUCCAGCUGCUUACUAGAGCUUCGUUUGAAGUUUGUUUUUUGAUAGGGCAGUAUUUGCUCUAUGGUUUUGAGGUAGAAGCUUAUUUUGUAUGCAACAGACUGCCUUGUCCUCACACGGUGGACUGCUUUGUGUCCCGGCCAACAGAGAAGACAAUCUUUCUGCUGGUGAUGUACGUGGUGAGCUGCCUGUGCUUGCUGCUGAACAUGUGUGAGAUGUUCCAUCUGGGCUUCGGGACCAUCCGAGAUGCCAUCCGCAACCGGAAAAUCAACACCUUCAGGCAGCCCCCCUACAACUACGCCUACCCUAAGAACAUCUCCUGCCCCCCCGAGUACAACCUGGUGGUGAAAUCAGAGAAGUCCACCAAGAUCCCCAACAGUCUGAUGGCUCACGAGCAGAACUUGGCUAACGUUGCGCAGGAGCAGCAGUGCACCAGCCCGGAUGAGAACAUCCCAGCGGACUUGUCCACCCUCCACAAACACCUGCGAGUGGCCCAGGAGCAGCUGGACAUAGCAUUUCAGAGCUAUGGCAGCAGCCAGGGCAACGCGCAGCCCUCCCGGACCAGCAGCCCUGCCUCGGGUGGCACGGUGGUAGAGCAAAAUAGGGCCAACACCGCCCAGGAGAAGCAAAGCGCUAAGCCCAAGGCGUCCUUGGAGAAAGGCAGCUCCAGCAGUAAGGAUGGAAAGACGUCUGUGUGGAUAUAGCUUGUCUGGCAGCAGAGAGGGCAGCGUAAGUGGGGUUUUAUUUUAGGUUCUGGUUUUCAGUAUGUCUUGAGUUUAUUUCACAGGGCACAGACACAUUUUUUCUGUGGAAGUCAAGAGAGAAAAGGAAUUUCAGACCAAUUUAGUACUGUCUUCCGGUGCAUUAACAAAAGACAUUUCCUUCCUCUUUCCAACACGUUCUCCAGCCGGGAACCUCCAGUGAGUGACAGCGACCGCUGCAUCCCGCUGAGGCUGGACAGCCUGCUGUGAUGGAAGCAGAGAGCAGCUCCCACACACAGUGCUGCAGUCAGACGGCCUUUAAUUACUAAAUAUCCUUAAUAAAAAUUAAUUUCCGAUCCCUUGAUUAGAAAGGAAAGUGACUGAUAUGUCGAUGAACUCUCACGGCACGCUCCCAGCUAACGUCUCGCCGGAAUUUUUCAGUGCACAGCAGGCAGCACUGGAAGCGAAGGCAGCAGAGGUGCAUGCAUAGCACAGCACUGAUGGUCUUCAUCUUUUAUUCUGCGCUGAAACAAAAAGCAAACACGGCCAAACACUCCGCAGUGUGAGUUGGCAGUGACAUUGCUGCUCAUACUGGUGCCUGCGUAGCGCUUGCUACAGAUGGGAAUCACUGCAGUUACAGUGUUUUUAACAAACUGCUGCUUCACAUCAUCAGAAAGUGCCUUUUUGCAACCAGGAAAACAAAGUCAUAAAGGGUUUCAACUUCUUCAUGUGCUAAAUUUGAGUAAAGAUGGGAAGAUCAGCGUUGGCAGAUUUGUUUUUCUGUUUAAUCAAACUGUUAUACAUAGUGGCAGACAGCAGACCUAUGCAUAGCGCGUAUACGAUGCGUGUGUGUGUACAUGUCAGUAUAUAUAUGGACACAUGAACACGUGUGUGUGAAUAUAGAUACAUAGAUAUAUAUAUAUAAAUGUGAUAUCAACCCUCUGGUAAUUUUACAGCCUUCCACUUUCCCUGGGAAAACCUGUUGGAUCCAGAAGGAGUGUCAGUGGGAAACGGGCAGGUUUCCAUACCCUUGCUAGGGGGCUCAGCAGAAGACCUGGUGGACAGGACCCAGGGCAGCAGCAAGAAGUUUGCCCCUGGUUUAUGGAGAGACUUUGUUGGCUUUGCUUGGUUCUAAGGCAGUCUCCUUGCAGUUGCAGGACCUCCAAGGCUCCUGCUGGUGCUGGAUGUGCUUUGGUGGGUGGUUUCAUCCUGGAGCUGAGGCGUUCUUGAGAUGCCUGUGGCAAUUCACCACCAUGGAGGCAAAGUAGGCAGAGCCUUCCAGAUCAAACUUUACAAGGAAGAAUUAAAUCCUUACAGAACACAGCAUCAUUCCUGUGCUGAGCUGCUCCCUUACAGCCAUGCCAGCACACAAGCCCUCAUGCCACAAUUCCUUCCAUAUUACUUCUUAAUGGGCUCUUACUCAUGACCCUGAGAUCAGUCUCUGGAAGCCUUGAGGGCAUCUGCUCUCCCCAGCCAGCAUGAAAGCUGUGCAGUGCCCCUGGAGAACAGUGCUGGUAGCAAAUAGUAGGUUUUAAAAGGUGCAAAGAAAUGUUCUGUGAGGUAUCCAGCUGCAAAUAUUCGGUAUGGCUUUGAGUAACAGUCUGGAGACAGCUCCAGGCUUGUUCCCGAUCCUGCAGGAGGCACUGCCUGGAGCGCCGCCUGCUCUUGCUGCUGGAGUUGUUCUCUUUGGAUAAAGGCAACUGCAUCCCACAGGAGGCUCAGCGCAUCAUGCAGCAGCACUGGUCUGUAGCAGCACACACCCAUCGCGUGCAGGGAUGCUUUGUAAUGUGAAUUUUCCAUGAAAGGCUCAAAAAGUUCACAGCAUGGUGGUAGGACAAACAUAUCUGCCCGUGCUGCUCCUUGUCCUAAAUACGGGCACCCACCCACUCGGGCAAUGCAGGGAGACUGGGUGCUGCUGGCAGUGCUGUCGUGAAGGUAUAGACAGCCCAGGGCUUAUUCCUCUGAAGAUUUGUGGUGUUUGAAGACUGUCUUAUCUCCUUUAGCUCUGCCGUAAACCAAGCAACCCUACUCUCACCAGCCUGUCAUUUCCAUGCCAUGGAUCCAGCAUGCCAAGAGGGAUGAUCAGGCAGUCCUGCAGCAGAUUUGCAGCCUCCUCCAGGCUGGUGUCACCAGCACAUUUAAUACGCACACACUGUUUUCCAUAGUGGGAGUCAAUAAUUGCAGUAUUGAUGAGCACUAGAGCCGGGGCAGACACUUGGGUGUUCGAUACCAGCUCCUCAUCAGGCAGGAUAACUGCUCGCUCUGCUGUCCUCCCAGCCAGCCCUGCUCAUCUGUAGGGCUUAAAAACUUCCUUGCAUAAAAUGCUUUGCGAAUGAGGGCUGAUCUCACUUUCCCAUUUUUUUUUUUUUUCCCAAGCUUUUUGACAUGGACUGAAGCAAAAGGGCACGCUGCUGGCAGGACUGCUUGAUGCCAGAAUCUUGUGGUGGGCUGCCAGGCUCCCACUCACUCCUCUUAUACCAAGAAGGAGCCACCCCUGUUCCUCCAGCCACCAGCAUGAGUCAGAUAGCCCUAUAAAUAUGGAGGUUUAUUAUUAUAAUUAGAUAUUUCGAAUUGCUCACUUCCCCCUUUCCUCCACUGCUUGCCCUCUGGAGCUCUUAGGAUGUUGUAUGCUCCACUGAGUCACCUCCACCACCAAGGCACCGACGUCUCCGCAGCAGUGACCCCUUCCAGAGCAGGAAGGGAAAUCCCGUCUUUACUGUGUCUGUCAGGGCAGGAAAAGGAUAGGAAGGCAAAAAUGCAUAUAUGCAUAACCACAAUUAAAAGCCCCACCACAAACCAAACAGGCGGUUUGAGGAAUUUCAAGCAGACGAUGGGCAGCAUCGGCCAUGGAAGAAAUGCCAGUAGUAUAACUAAUGCUUUGCUUUCUUUUCUGCAGGUUAGUCAUUUAGUUCACGCUCCAGACGGGUUUAGCUCUGUAGCUGAACUAAUCAUAAAUGUUGGUUCUCUCACUAAGCUUUGCUGGAUAAAGUGCCCGCCCUUGCAUUUCUGUUCUUACCAUUCAGAGCCAGGAAUGUCCCACGUAAAAGCCAGAUUACCUUGUUGCUUGCAUUGCAUUCCACUGGAAAAUACUUGAACUUAACUCAAGGCCAUAACCAGUCUGUGCUGUUAUGAAGUUUCUGGGAUAUUUUUUUGUUGUUGUUGUUCAUUUUUUAUGUACUAACUGUAUUUGUACUAGAAAAUUUUUGAGUAUGAGGUUGAAUCUCUCUAAGUAUUUCUCAGUGUAAAUGUUCCAUCUGGACUGUAGUUAGGUUAAGCAUUGGUCAAAAGAGAAUGAAACAUUAGCCCGAGUCUUCAACCGGCUAUUCCACGUCCAUUACUAAUAAAACGGAAUAAAACUUACAUUUUGUUACA
Meleagris gallopavo (turkey) is the source of this 5171-nucleotide messenger RNA. RefSeq names its product gap junction protein gamma 2 (gene GJC2). Gene Ontology annotation, biological process: cell-cell signaling. Lineage: Eukaryota; Metazoa; Chordata; Aves; Galliformes; Phasianidae. Gene Ontology annotation, cellular component: connexin complex. Gene Ontology annotation, molecular function: gap junction channel activity. The record is from RefSeq and is a predicted model, not a curated record.